GUUCACUGUAUUAACCGGGUCACGUGACAGAAACAGGACAUCGAGUUCAUAGUGAAACACAUUGCGGUGGUGUCGGUGUGUCGCUGAUGUAGGUAGUGUACUUUGUCCUCAGGCGGUUUCCCCCCUGGUUCUUCCUCCUCCACCACCUCCUCGGUCCUCACCUGUCCGGUGAGACAACACGUAAGUCUGAGGGACGAUGUCCAACCUGCCGGAUGUACCUGCUCCCCAUAAAGUGGAGAUCACAGAGCAGCGAGCAGGAGAACACAAUGAAUCACUUUACCGGAAUGUAGCGGCUGCUUUCCCUCUGAUGGGUUAGAAGUUUUACAGGGUUUAAAGAGACCAUUAAUGUCACAGAGGAAGAGGAAGAUGUUCUCCUUUCUGCGGAUAGUCAGAGACCCCCAACCUGAGGACAUCCACAUCUCCUCUCUGCCGCCCAGUAUUCCCACAGACAUGGAGCCAGAACCAACUGGAGGAGAAGGUGAGGAAGCCGGUGAUGUCGAGGGAGAGAAAGCAGUGGUCCAGACCACACACACACACAGAGUCCCCGCCCCCUCCGCCUUCCUCCAGAAACAGGAUAAUGAACCAGUUUCUAGCACUUACUUUGAACAGAGGGUCCAAGUUCCUGAGGAAGAGAGCGAGAGGUGGUUCAGUUUUCGAAAGUUGUGGGCCUUCACUGGGCCGGGGUUUCUGAUGAGCAUCGCAUACCUGGACCCAGGUAACAUCGAGUCUGACCUGCAGUCUGGUGCCAAAGCUGGCUUCAAGCUCCUCUGGGUGCUGCUGGCCGCCACCAUCAUCGGCCUGCUGCUACAGCGGCUGGCAGCUCGGCUCGGCGUCGUCACUGGGAUGCACCUGGCCGAAGUCUGCAACCGCCAGUACCGCACGGUGCCUCGUAUCAUCCUGUGGUUGAUGGUGGAGCUGGCCAUCAUCGGCUCAGACAUGCAGGAGGUCAUCGGCUGCGCCAUCGCUUUCAACCUCCUCUCCUCCGGCAGGAUUCCCUUGUGGGGUGGUGUCCUCAUCACCAUCAUUGACACAUUUGUCUUCCUCUUCUUAGACAAGUAUGGCCUGAGGAAGCUGGAAGCCUUCUUCGGUUUCCUCAUCACCAUCAUGGCCAUCACCUUUGGAUACGAGUAUGUGACGGUGAGUCCAGACCAAGGCCAGCUGCUGAAGGGGAUGUUCGUGCCAUACUGCGAGGGCUGCGGGCCGGUUCAGCUGGGUCAGGCCGUCGGCAUCGUGGGAGCCGUCAUCAUGCCUCACAACAUUUACCUCCACUCUGCUCUUGUCAAGUCUCGAGAAGUGGAUCGGUCGAAGAAGAGAGAAGUAAAAGAGGCCAACAAGUAUUUCUUCAUUGAGGCGACCAUUGCGCUGUUUAUCUCUUUCCUCAUCAACGUGUUUGUGGUGGCUGUUUUCGCCGAGGCUUUCUAUGGACGCACAAACCAAGAGGUGUACAACGUCUGCAAUGAAUCAGGAAGUCCUCAUUCCGAUAUAUUCCCUCUGAACAAUGAAACUCUAGAGGUGAACCUCUACAAAGGGGGAGUGGUGCUCGGCUGUUUCUUUGGCCCGGCAGCGCUCUACAUCUGGGCCGUGGGGAUCCUCGCUGCUGGUCAGAGUUCCACCAUGACUGGAACAUACUCCGGCCAGUUUGUCAUGGAGGGUUUCUUGAACCUGCGCUGGUCGCGUUUCGCUCGGGUGCUGUUGACCCGCUCCAUCGCCAUCACUCCCACCCUGCUGGUGGCCAUCUUCCAGGACGUGCAGCACCUGACGGGCAUGAACGACUUCCUCAACGUGCUGCAGAGCAUGCAGUUGCCAUUUGCCCUCAUUCCCAUCCUCACUUUCACCAGUUUGCCAUCUCUCAUGAAUGAGUUUGCCAACGGAUUAGUGUUUAAGAUCGGAGGAGGAGUCGUGAUCUUGAUCGUGUGUGCCAUCAACAUGUACUUCGUCGUGGUCUACGUGUCUGCCCUCAACAGUGUGUGGCUGUAUGUGCUGGUGGCGUUCCUCUGCCUAGCAUACCUGACAUUUGUGGGAUAUUUGGUGUGGUUGUGUCUGAUAGCUCUUGGAGUUCCCUGCCUGGAUUGGACCACCAGGAGAGAGAACGACACGACCAUCCUGAUAGAGCCGCAGCCAGAGUUUGACUCCUGAAUUAAAGGUGGACAUUUAUUUCAAAGUUGCAGCUGUGAGCAACCCGACUGACUCUCUUUCAGCACAUUUAGUCUUCUUAAAGGGACAGUCUGUAGGAUUUGGCAGCAUCUAGCGUUGUGGUUGCAGAUUGCAACCAACUGAGUACCCCUCUGCUCACUCUGACUGCGGUAACGUGAGCCGCCGAGUGCAAAACUGUGGU
Sebastes umbrosus (honeycomb rockfish) is the source of this 2335-nucleotide messenger RNA. RefSeq names its product natural resistance-associated macrophage protein 2-like. The transcript is spliced from 16 exons. The record is from RefSeq and is a predicted model, not a curated record. Gene Ontology annotation, molecular function: cadmium ion transmembrane transporter activity; manganese ion transmembrane transporter activity; iron ion transmembrane transporter activity. Lineage: Eukaryota; Metazoa; Chordata; Actinopteri; Perciformes; Sebastidae. Bases 346 to 2136 code for a protein of 596 amino acids. Gene Ontology annotation, cellular component: plasma membrane. Gene Ontology annotation, biological process: metal ion transport.